Molecule: messenger RNA, 2362 nt
Organism: Xenopus laevis (African clawed frog)
Lineage: Eukaryota; Metazoa; Chordata; Amphibia; Anura; Pipidae
Gene: eral1.L
Product: Era-like 12S mitochondrial rRNA chaperone 1 L homeolog
Exons: 11
Coding region: 215-1582 (455 amino acids)
Biological process (GO): ribosomal small subunit assembly
Cellular component (GO): mitochondrial inner membrane; mitochondrial matrix
Molecular function (GO): GTP binding; RNA binding; ribosomal small subunit binding
Source: RefSeq, a predicted model, not a curated record
GAGAGGCUUUCUCUUGCCAUCAUCUCUGCGCACUUCACGUAUUUUUUUAACUUUUUCGUGAAUUUCAAUCUCCAUCGUUUACUGUGCAAACACAACCGGAUGUGAUGUCUUCGUUCUUCCUUUAACCCCUUUUAGCAUCGACAGUCAUUAAAAGAUGGCGGCGCCCAUGAGAACGCAUACGGGAUAAAAGAGUUUUGUUUAAGCUUUGCCUAUCAUGUGGCCCAGUAUGUUAUGUUCUUUGCGGGUUUGCUCUACAAUUGCUUGGAGUGCAAGUCGCACUGGUGUCCAUUCCAGUCUCUUAAAGAGGAGAUUGACUCAAAGACUUAAUGUGUUGGUUUCUUGUGUGCAUGGAAAGGACUCUGCUAUAAAGCAUUUGCUGGGGGUUAAUGAAGAAACAACCUCCAGUGACCAUCUGUGCCAACACCCACCAGCUGUCUCCUAUGAUAAAGUUGAACAUGACAGUUUGUUAAUACACAGACCAGAUCAGCCAGUGAAUGCUAAAGUUCUUAGAAUUGCCAUUAUAGGUGCUCCAAAUGCUGGAAAAUCAACAUUAUCCAACCAGCUUCUAGGAAGAAAGGUUUUUCCAGUGUCAAAGAAAGUACACACAACUCGUUGUCAAGCACAAGGUGUUAUUACUGAGGGGGAGACACAACUGAUUCUUCUAGACACUCCUGGAAUGGUUACUGCUUCAAAAGUCAAAAGACAUAACUUGGAGAAAUCCUUACUGCAUGAUCCAUGGCAAUCGAUGGAAUCAGCUGACCUAGUGCUGGUUCUGUUGGAUGUCUCUGAUCACUGGACCAGAUGUUCGCUAAACUUUGAAGUUCUCAAGUGUUUGUCUCAGUACCAGAAUAUCCCCAGUAUACUAGUAAUGAACAAAGUGGAUCUGAUAAAACAGAAAGGGAUUCUGCUUGACUUGACAAACCAACUGACUGAGGGGAUCGUGAACGGCAAGAAAAUUGUAAUCAAGUCAUUGGCCAAAGCUUCCCAAAACCGAGAUGCUAAGGCAAAUGUGGCAUCCUCCCCUUCAACUCAGAUUCAAGAUGAUACUGGGCCCCUAAAGGAAAGCAAUUUAGUUACAGAAUCUCCUCAAGUGACUGGAGAUUCUGCAGCUUCCAUUUCUGAAAGGAACCAGGACUUCCGGGAUUUAAAGGGCAAGAAAGGCUGGCCUCAUUUUCAGGAUGUGUUCAUGCUUUCUGCUGUGAAUGGAGAUGAGGUGCAGACACUGAAGAGAUAUCUUAUGUCUCUUGCCAAGCCUGGUGAGUGGGAAUACCACAGUGAUGUGGUAACUUCCCAAUCACCUCAGGAAAUCUGCAACAAUAUUAUACGGGAGAAGCUUCUGGAGUAUUUGCCACAGGAAGUUCCAUAUAAUGUUUCUCAAAUUACAGAGGUGUGGGAGGAAGGUCCUGGAGGAGAACUAGUCAUUCUGCAGACCUUGUUGGUACAAAAAGAAAAUCAUGUGAAACUUCUCAUUGGAGUUGGUGGCCAGAUGAUCAAGAGGAUUGCACUUGAAGCAGGCCAAGACCUCAUGAAUGUUUUCCUAUGUGAUGUUCGAGUGAGAUUAUCCGUAAAGGUAAAGAAGUGAUUACCCGGUGCAAGACCUCCAGCUCUGCAUAAAAGUAGGGCCAUAUAAAGACAAGCCAAACAAGUCACAGGUUUUUUUUGCACUUUGGAAAGGAUUCGUUCGCUUCUCUUCAUAACCCCGACUGGGAAGAUUUAGGGAAAUGUGCUUGAUUAGUGUGAAAACUUCUUUAAGUUAAAAUCAAUUAAAAAUACACACUGUAUUUGAAGUGAAUAUUUCAGCAUAGUAUCAAAGUCUCUCACUGAUGCCCAUCGGUUUGUGCUGUUUCUGGAGUAGAAAAGUACUGGCGUUCUCUCCAUGCAGUGUAGUGACUUUUGGGUGCACCAGGAUUACGUCACUUAGCCUGGCACUUUUCGUCAAUUAGACCUCCUCAAAAGCUUCAUUGAGUUGCCUUUCUACAUAUAUAUAUAAAAAUGGCCAAAUCUCACUCAAAAAACACCCAGGAGGGAUACAGCAAUUUUAUAUUACAAGAUGGUACAUUAUGUAAUGUGGCAGAAGAUUUAGUAAAACUGAGCAAGCUUGGAAUGUGUUUGCAAGACCAAACUCAAUGUUCCAGCAGGGAAGAUGGACAAAGAAGAAUAUAUAACAUAUCAAAGUACCCACAAUGGACUGCCUAACGUUUAAUCAAGUCAUUUACACAGUGUGAACAAUUAUGGCAAUCAUAUUUAUUUGACACUUAUGUUUUUAUCAGACUGGUUACUUUAUUUGCUGAAGUCCAGAAAGAAAAUAUGCUAAUUGUUUAAAACAAAAUGAUAUUGUUCAAAAUACAUUGCUUUUCUACAA